GCCAAGUUUGACAACUCAACAUCGGUUAUAAGCAUUUUAAAUUUUGAUUCAGAGAAAGAGAGAGAGAGAGAGCAAAAUGGCACUGGUUGAAACUAGGCCUGCUUUGAGUACUACAACUUCUGUAUUCGAGAGAGGAAGUUUGGGUGUGAAAAGCAUCACAGUCGAGACAUCAAGCCCUUCUUCACCGCCUAACAAAUUGCUAGUGGUGACACCAACUGUACAAGGCACAUACCCUGUUCUAGUCUUUGUUCAUGGCUUCGCCAUGCAAAUCCUUUCCUACAGUGAGCUUCUCGAGCACAUAUCUUCCCAUGGUUUCAUAGUGGUUGCCCCUCAGUGCUCUAUUCUUAGUACUGGUCCCCAAGAAAUCAAUUCUGUAGCGGCAGUCACAGACUGGUUAUCGACAGGCCUUCAAACCGUGCUAGCUGAGUAUAAUGUACAGCCGAACCUCCUCAAGCUUGCUCUUUCUGGCCACAGCAGAGGUGGGAAGAUAGCAUUUGCUCUCGCGCUAGGGCAUGCCAAGACAUCCCUCAAAUUCUUUGCAUUAAUAGGAAUAGACCCUGUCGCGGGGGCUAGUGUAAGUUGCCGGAUACAACCCCACAUUCUCACAUAUGUUCCUCGCUCAUUCGAUUUGGGAAUCCCGGUAUCUGUAAUUGGUACCGGCUUGGGUGAUGAGCCGAAAUGUUGUAUAAUGCCAUUUUCGUGUGCACCGGAUGGAGUGAACCAUGCCGAGUUCUUCACAGAGUGCAAGCCUCCUUGUUGCUACUUCCUUGCUAAGGACUAUGGUCACAUGGACAUGUUGAAUGAUGACACUCUGAUGAGUUGUAUGUGUAAGGGUGGAAAGGGUUCCAAGGACUUGAUGAGGAAAUGUGUGGGAGGGAUCGCUGUGGCAUUCAUGAAGGAUUACUUGGAAGGUGAGAGUUCUGAUCUCAAAGCCAUUGUCAAUGAUCCUACGAUUGCUCCCAUAAAGCUUGAUCCGGUGAUUUUUAUGAAGAAUGAAGUACUCAUUUCAUAAGCAUCUGUUUGAGAGUGAAAAUCAUUUAAUUUUUCAAAUUCAGACUAAAUAAAUUGUUAAGUUAUAUAUGUAAUAAAAGGAUCAUUACCAUAGAGGGUUCUGGAAUGUCAAUUAUGUAUUAAGUAUGUAAUAAAUUAAUAAGUCGAUAUUCAUCUUAUAUAAAUUGCUAUUUUUUUUUUU
Molecule: messenger RNA, 1192 nt
Organism: Cornus florida
Lineage: Eukaryota; Viridiplantae; Streptophyta; Magnoliopsida; Cornales; Cornaceae
Product: chlorophyllase-1-like
Exons: 2
Coding region: 77-1012 (311 amino acids)
Biological process (GO): chlorophyll catabolic process
Molecular function (GO): chlorophyllase activity
Source: RefSeq, a predicted model, not a curated record